CCCAGGAAGCCAUGACAGAGGUCAGGAAGCUGCCUCCGCCCCUGCCCCCGCGGCUGGACUGGUUCCUGCACACCCAGGUGGCCCAGCUGGCCCGAGACAGGGUCCCCGAGUGGUUCCACGGUGCCAUCUCGAGAGAAUAUGCCGAGGACCUGCUAGAGUCACAGCCACUGGGAUCCUUCCUCCUCAGGGUCAGCCACAGCCACGUGGGCUACACGCUGUCCUACAAAGCCCAGAGCUGCUGCCGCCACCUCAUGGUGAAACUCCUGGACGACGGGACGCUGGUGAUCCCAGGGGAGAGGGUGACCCACGCCUCCCUGGACGAGCUGGUCUCCUUCCACCGGCAGACGCCGAUCGAGCCGCGCGGGGAGCUGCUGACACACCCCUGCAGGCAGAAGGAUCCGGCAAACGCGGAUUACGAGGAGCUCUUCCUUUUCUCCAACGCACUGGCCGAGGAAGCAGCCUGCCCGGCGUCCACAGGCGAGGAGAUGCGGAUGUGA
This is a messenger RNA of Carlito syrichta (Philippine tarsier), 497 nucleotides long. It is a transcript of the gene HSH2D, whose product is annotated as hematopoietic SH2 domain containing. The transcript is spliced from 5 exons. NCBI's taxonomy places the organism in Eukaryota, Metazoa, Chordata, Mammalia, Primates, Tarsiidae. Gene Ontology annotation, cellular component: cytoplasm. The record is from RefSeq and is a predicted model, not a curated record. The coding region runs from base 12 to 497 and encodes 161 amino acids.